Rodentolepis nana is the source of this 321-nucleotide messenger RNA. NCBI's taxonomy places the organism in Eukaryota, Metazoa, Platyhelminthes, Cestoda, Cyclophyllidea, Hymenolepididae. The record is from the annotation of a GenBank genome assembly.
AUGGAACCAGAACAACUCCAGACUUGCUCCUGGCUUCAAGCGACAUCAACGAGCAUAAUGCUUGACGAUCCUGGUCACAAACCAGUCAUUGAUAGUAUUACCAUCGGCAGCAAAAGCAUAAAAACGAAAGUGCCAACUAAGCUAUCAUGGAAAUUCAAGAGGGCCGAUUGGCCUAGAUUUACCCAUCUUUUAGAGAAUGAACUUCACGCAAGUUCCCUCAACUUCAACCAACACCCUGACAAACUUUGCACUGGUAUCACGAAUAUUAUGACCAGAUGUGCAAAGAAAACUAUUCCCCGAGGCAAGACUAAACACUAUUGA